AUGCGCAGUGAGCACCAACAAGCAUACAUUUGUCACUGCCUGUUCUUCAGAGCUGGGCUGUGCCAGGACUUCAGCCUCUUCCUGGCUCCAGGUGAGCUUUCUGUGGAGGAAGCACAGGACCCUUUCCUGGUGAGCAUCCACAUCAUCGCAGACCCAGGGGCAUCUCAGCCACUGCAGGAGGCCAUCGACAAGGUUUUGGCAUGGGUUCACCCUGACCUCCCACUGUUCCGAGUGCAGCCUGCACUGGCCGUGGUGCUGUUCCUGCAGGAGGAGUAUGGAGAGGAGCAGAUCCUGCAGGUGCACCAGGUGCUGCAGCAGCCACCCUGGCGCCACCACCACACAGAACGUGUGCAUGGCCGCUUCCUACCCUACCUGCCGUGCAGUCAGGACUUCUUCACUCUGGCUCCUGGAACCCCUCUGUGGGCCAUCCGGCCCGUGCACUACGGCAAAGAGAUUGUUCGCUUUACAAUCUACUGUCGCCACAACAGCUAUGCAGACAGCCUCCGCUUCUAUGAGCUGAUCCUACGCCGGAGCCCCAGCCAGCGGAAAGCAGACUUCUGCAUCUUCUCCAUCUUCUCCAACUUGGAUGUGGACAUCCAGUUCUCCCUGAAAAGACUGCCCUGUGACCAGACCCCAGUGCCCACCGACUCCUCGGUGCUGGAGUUCCGAGUGAAGGACAUCGGGCAGCUGGUGCCCCUCCUUCCCAACCCCUGCAGCCCCAUCAGUGAAGGGCGCUGGCAGACUGAGGACCACGAUGGCAACAAGAUCCUUCUUCAGGCACAGAGGACACACAAGAAGGUUCCCAAGUACAGCAGAGCACACCACUCCUCUGAGAAGAAGCCUCAUUCCACUCCAUCAACAGCCAUUGACACACCAAGCACAGCACAGGGCAGCAGCCGCAUAGCCCCGCAGAACAGCCCAUUCCUGGGGUCUAGCCAGGUGGCCCUGCUUUCCAGGAACAAACGGGAGUGUACCCCACAGUCAAGCACCUCCAGCCCUGCCUGGUCCUUCCAGAGGAGCAAGUCUUUGUUUUGUUUGCCCAGUGGAGGCCCCUCCCCAACUGAACCACAGCCCCUACUGACUGGUUCGCAGAGACACAGUGCCUCAGAGUGGAGGCCCAGCAACCUCCUGUCCAUUGAUGACUUAGAGGGGGCCCAGGAGACAGAUGUGGACACAGGCCUGCGGCUGUCCUCCUCAGACCUGUCUGUGGUCUCUGCAUAUUCUGCACCCAGUAGGUUUUGCAACUCUGUGGAGUCAUCAUCCCUCCCCUCCAAGAGAUGUAGCAGCCAUUGGCCAGCACCCAAGAGUCCCGAGGAAGGACCAUUGCCUGCUGCCAGUGAGGUGAGCCCAGACACCUCCUGGGAUUCCCACCCUGUCUUUACCAAAAGGUCUCCCAGCCCUGCAGAAAUAACUGCUGCUGCUCUCUCAGCUUCUGGUGUCUCCUCGCCUACAGAGUUAUCCCCACAGCUCUCUUGUCAGGACUCCAAAACCACACAGGGUGGCCAAGACAUGCUACUGCCCCCAACAACAGCUGGCCUUGAAGAUAAUGACAUGGAGGAGUUCUACAUAUGA
Cricetulus griseus (Chinese hamster) is the source of this 1572-nucleotide messenger RNA. The record is from RefSeq and is a predicted model, not a curated record. NCBI's taxonomy places the organism in Eukaryota, Metazoa, Chordata, Mammalia, Rodentia, Cricetidae.